UACUUAGUGAUGCGGCGACUAUAGCGUCCGACGCGAUACUCCACCGCUCACAGGUCAACGAAGUGCUCUGCAACUUUGAAAAUGUCUUAAAGCAAGUCGAUAGAUGACUAAAGCCUGUUUCGGGGUAGAAUUUAGGCGUAAUAGAAAUAGUACAGUAGAUUUAGUAUCUUCACUGUCCUCAAGACGACCAGUAUGUUGCCUUGGAAGAAGAAUAAGUUCGAGCUGAUCGAGGAAGACAAGCAGCAGUCCAAGCAGAAGGGCUAUGCCGUGAGCCUCAACUACUCCGCGCUCACCUCCUUCGCCAAAUCCUGCCCAGAAAGCGCACUCAACAGAGUCGGGAGCAUGUUCAAAUCCAAGAGGAAAAAGGUGAAGAUCACCAACGAGGACCCUACGUAUACGGUCUUGUAUCUGGGGAAUGCCACCACCAUUCAGUCCAAGGGGGACGGAUGCACGGACGUGGCCGUCAGUAAGAUUUGGGGCAAGAGCGAGAUGGGGAAGAACGGCACCAAGAUGAAGUUGACCAUCAGCUCGCAGGGCAUUCGCAUGGUCCACGUCGACGAAAAGGCGAAGAGACCUGGACAUCUCUAUUUAUUGCACAGGAUCACCUACUGUGUCGCAGACCCGCGGCUCCCCAAGGUAUUCGCCUGGAUCUACCGGCACGAGAUGAAGCACAAGGCGGUGAUGCUGCGCUGCCACGCCGUGCUGGUGUCCAAGCCGGAGAAGGCGAAGGCCAUGGCGCUGCUCCUCUACCAGACCUCAGCGACAGCACUGGCCGAGUUUAAAAGACUCAAAAGAAGGGACGAUGCCAGGCACCAGCAGCAGCAGUUGAUCGGGGAGCAAACGAUUCCCUUGGUGCCCUUGAGGAAGCUGCUAAACGGACAGUGUUACUAUAAACCCCCGGUGGAGCGCAGCAGGAGCGCACCGAAGCUGGGCUCCAUCACGGAGGACCUGGUCGGGGAAGAGGAAGAGGAGAAAGCCAUGCACUUUGAGUGCGAGGAUAUUCUGGACAACGACAGCGACUGUGUGUCUAACGGCAAGCAAGAACUGAGUCAGAUUAUCAAUGACUUGGGCUCCAUGAGUAUAGGGAACGACGUGCAGACGCUAAAAGCCGAUCUGAGAGUGACUCGCCUGCUGUCCGGGGAGAGCACGAGCAGCGAGUCCUCCAUAGAGAGCAACCAGGAGACUGUUUCUCUGUCUAAUGGCAUUGUGGAUAGGAAAAUGCAAGAAGUCGGCUGACUAAA
Molecule: messenger RNA, 1241 nt
Organism: Rhinichthys klamathensis goyatoka
Lineage: Eukaryota; Metazoa; Chordata; Actinopteri; Cypriniformes; Leuciscidae
Gene: fam43a
Product: family with sequence similarity 43 member A
Exons: 1
Coding region: 193-1236 (347 amino acids)
Source: RefSeq, a predicted model, not a curated record